UUAUUAGUUCAAUUAUACAAGAAAUUAUCAUUAGUUGAAAUAGAUAAAUUUCUUAAAAUCUUUUUAUUACAAUGAGUUUUUAAAGCUUGAAAUUCUGUCAUUUUUAUUACUGAUUCUUCACUAAGAUGUCAUACAAAUUAUUACUAUCCAUUUGUUAUGGACAAACUUGAGAGAAUGAUGCUAACGUAUAUAAUACACCAGACAUAACGAUAGAAAUGUAUCUUUAUAUUAAAUAUUUAAUAAUUUUAUAAGAUUGACGAGUUUAUAAAAUCAUUCUUAAAUGCGAUCAUGUACAAGAAGAUAAAUUAAAGACAACAUAUCACAUUUGUUAGGUUAAAACAACAAAAAUAUUUCGUGGUUUGCAAUAAUCAUUAUCCAUUAAUAAGUUACUGAAAAUAUGGAGAAUCAAAUUCAUUCAGAAUUAAUCAUGAAAGAAGAAAAGGUAGAAGAAGGGGAACAAGAAUUAAGCAAUAGUAUUACAACGACAACUAUUACUAAUAUAACAACUGCUACUGCUAUUGUUACUGAAAGUAAAAGUGGUACAUGUGAUGGAGGAGAAUCAGCAAUUGGUAUUAGACCAAGACCAUUAAUUUGUAAACCGGAAACUGUAAAUAUUGGAUGUAAAUCUGAACCUAUAGAAAAUAAAUGGCAUUGGGCUCCAGGAGCAUGGCAAGAUGCUACUAGAACUAGUGCUUUUCAACCAUAUAAGCCUCCUACUUUACUUACUAAUUUACAAAGAGGUAAUACACAGACAGAAAUACCUCAGCUUUACAGUAAUAGCGAUAUUACAUUUCAUACAUUAGCUGGACAAGGAGAGCUUGCUCCUGAACAAAUACAUCCAAAUACUGUGGAUUCACCUGAUGAAAAAGGUUUAACUGGUCUCAUGUGGGCUGCGGGAUAUGGACAACUAGGUAGCGCAAGACAAUUACUAAAAGCUGGUGCUAAUAAAAACUAUCGUGGCCUUAAUGGAGAAACACCCUUGCAUUUAGCAGCUGCGUAUGGACAUCACGAUCUUGUAAAAUUGUUGCUAAAUCACGGUGCAGACUCAAAUGCAAGCGAUGAGGAAGGAAAUACACCACUGAUGUAUGGCGCACAUGGUGAUCAUCCACAUGUAUGUUAUGAAUUACUGUCAAGAGGAGCUGAUGUUGCAAAACGUAAUAUACACAACAUUAGCGCUUAUCAUGCAGCAGUAUUAAAUAAUUCAUUGACUGGUAAGAUAAAUAUUAUUCAUGAAAUAUUAUAAUAAUUAUUAUACAAAAGAACACUAUAUAUAUAUAUAUAUAUACAUAUAUAUAUAUAUAUCUUUCAGCUA
Molecule: messenger RNA, 1312 nt
Organism: Nomia melanderi (Alkali bee)
Lineage: Eukaryota; Metazoa; Arthropoda; Insecta; Hymenoptera; Halictidae
Source: RefSeq, a predicted model, not a curated record